GGAGGAGGCCGGCGUCGCUGUCGUGGGCGGGUGGGGGGAGGUGGCGGUUACGGCGAAGAAUGCCAAUAGAAAACGAGGGUGAGAGGGAGAUCGUGGCAGAUCUCGCCGUCGCUGUCUCGCCGCGUCGCUCCUGGAUUGCAGCCAGCCUUGGCCCGCAAUCCAUCCGCGCUCUCCGGCCACCCACCGGGGCAAGCAGGCCACCAGUGUAUAUAUAUAGCCCGGCUUGUCCCUCCCCUCCAUCGAUCGACCCGACCAUCCGGCGAAAGCCAGCGAAGGAGGAGUAGCUAGCUCAAGUUGCACGCUAGCUAGCUCCUGGCUUCCAUCGGAGACUGAAGGCCAGCUCGAGUCUAGCUGCUGCGAGGUAGCAGCCGCGCCCGCGCGCAGGAGAGGAGGGCGGGCCAGCUAGGGAGUAAGGGUUCGCUUGCUUCGAGGUGUUUGUCGGAGAAGAAGACAGGGAGGCAGGCAGGGAAAGGUUUGCCCUGCCCCUGCCCUGCAGCAAAAGCAGCGCUUGGCUGAACUCCGCACGCGCGUACGUAGGCGUGGUGAAGCACUGUACCUAUAUUAUUUUCAUCAGUGGAAGAAGAUGAAUGCUUUCUCCCAUGUCCCCCCUGGUUUCCGUUUCCACCCCACUGAUGAGGAGCUGGUGGAUUACUACCUGAGGAAGAAGGUGCAAUUGAAGAGGAUUGGCUUAGACAUUAUAAAAGACGUUGAUUUGUACAAAAUCGAACCUUGGGAUCUACAAGAACGAUGCAAGAUCGGAACGGAAGACCAGAACGACUGGUUCUUCUUCAGCCACAAGGACAAGAAGUAUCCCACCGGCACUCGCACUAACAGAGCAACUACUGCUGGUUUCUGGAAGGCUACCGGCCGGGACAAGCCGAUCUACGUGAAGCACUGCCUCGUGGGGAUGAGGAAGACGCUGGUUUUCUACAAGGGCCGGGCUCCCAAUGGGCAGAAGUUGGAUUGGAUCAUGCACGAGUAUCGCCUGGAGACCAACGAAAAUGGAGCUCCCCACGACGAAGGAUGGGUGGUCUGCAAGGUGUUCAAGAAGCGAGUUGCGACGGUGCAGAGAAUGGCCACCGCCGACUCGCCCUUCUGGUUCAAUCACGACCAUGCGGCGUUCAUGGCGCCUCACGUCGACUCGCAGAGGCAGGCAGUGCACCACCUCCAGAACGCGGCGUACCAUCAUGGACACCACCAGAGCUACCACCACCCGUGCAAGGUAGAGCUGGAGUACCAUCAGCUCCUUCCUCAGGAGCCGGCAAGCUUCAUGCAGCUCCCGCAGCUAGGGAUGCCCGGGCUUCCGGACCUGAUCGGCGCCGUAGCUGCCAGUCUCCAGCCGUGCAACCAGACACACGACGGCCAAACUUCUCGGCAGCCUGAGAUCGAGCCGGUUUAUGUGACGGACGCAUCCGCCGGAGAGUGGAGGGAUCUUGACAAAUUCAUGGCGUCCCAACUCAGCCACGACGGCUCAACUCCGAAGGAGUCCAGCGGCUACGCCAAUCCCGCGCUGUCGUUUCAGUCUGAGGGGAAGCACGAAGAGGCCUUGGAUUACGUGUCGGCAUCUGCCUCCAGCGGAGGGGACAAUGGUUUGUGGAAAUAACGUACGGCAUAUACAAACACAGAUACGAAAAGAUACACACUAACGCACAUCACUGUAUAAAGCUUAAAAAUAUUGUGGUGUGAGAUGAUUAAUGUACGUAAACAUAGCUAGCCGUGCUAUUGAUUAAGCUCUCUAUAUAUGUAUACUAAUAAAGUAUAGCCAAAUUGGUUGUACUUACAUGCACAAUUUGGAGGGUGUAAUGCCUAGGCGAUUGUAACAGCAUUAGCUGCUCAUGCUGUAUAGUACUCCCAAAAUGGCUACUAUAUGGUCGGUGCCAUGCAUAGCUAGUGGUUAUACGCUUUCCAAUUCAAGUGAUGUCGUAUAAUUUUGUGAGUAAUUUCCUGAUGCUAGACACUGCAGUGUAUCGAUAUUCUUUACAGUU
Aegilops tauschii subsp. strangulata is the source of this 1985-nucleotide messenger RNA. Its product is annotated as NAC domain-containing protein 7. Gene Ontology annotation, biological process: regulation of DNA-templated transcription. Gene Ontology annotation, molecular function: DNA binding. Lineage: Eukaryota; Viridiplantae; Streptophyta; Magnoliopsida; Poales; Poaceae. The record is from RefSeq and is a predicted model, not a curated record.